This is a messenger RNA of Tripterygium wilfordii, 1486 nucleotides long. Its product is annotated as probable sugar phosphate/phosphate translocator At5g25400. Gene Ontology annotation, cellular component: endosome; Golgi apparatus; trans-Golgi network. The record is from RefSeq and is a predicted model, not a curated record. The coding region runs from base 133 to 1170 and encodes 345 amino acids. The transcript has a single exon. NCBI's taxonomy places the organism in Eukaryota, Viridiplantae, Streptophyta, Magnoliopsida, Celastrales, Celastraceae. Gene Ontology annotation, molecular function: antiporter activity.
AAAAUCCAUCCACUCCCUCCAAGAUCUGUCUCUCUCUCUCUCUAUAUAUCUCGCCGUGACUGAAAUACACCAUAAAGUUCAGAUCUUUUCGUCUCUCCCUCUCUCAUCGGAGCUUCUCCGUCUUCUGCCGCAAUGGGGAAGGGUGGGUCAUUAAGCGACGGCGUUUUGAAGAAGAUCUUGCUCUCCUACACCUAUGUCGCGAUCUGGAUCUUCCUCUCCUUCACGGUUAUCGUCUACAACAAGUACAUCUUGGACAAGAAGAUGUACAAUUGGCCUUUCCCGAUCUCGCUGACCAUGAUCCACAUGUCGUUCUGUGCAACCCUAGCUGUUCUCGUGAUCAAGGUCUUCAAAUUGGUGGAGCCGGUCACGAUGUCGUGGGAUCUCUACUUCUCCUCCGUCGUCCCCAUCGGAGCUCUGUAUUCUCUUUCUCUCUGGCUCUCUAAUUCGGCUUAUAUAUAUCUGUCUGUCUCAUUCAUUCAGAUGUUGAAAGCCUUGAUGCCGGUCGCCGUGUACUCUAUCGGAGUGCUCUUCAAGAAAGAGGGUUUCAAGAGUGACACCAUGAUGAACAUGGUUUCGAUCUCGCUCGGAGUCGGCAUUGCUGCUUACGGUGAGGCCAGAUUUGAUACUUGGGGUGUGAUUCUGCAACUGGGUGCCGUCGCUUUUGAGGCCACUAGAUUGGUUAUGAUCCAAAUCUUACUUACAUCUAAAGGGAUCACUUUGAAUCCGAUUACAUCUCUGUAUUACGUUGCUCCAUGUUGCUUGGCUUUCUUGUUUCUGCCAUGGAUCUUUGUCGAAUACCCUAUUCUGAGGGAGACAUCGAGUUUCCAUUUCGAUUUUGUGAUCUUUGGUACCAAUUCAUUGUGUGCGUUUGCCUUGAAUCUUGCCGUGUUCUUGCUUGUGGGCAAGACCUCGGCGUUGACCAUGAAUGUGGCCGGCGUGGUCAAGGAUUGGCUUUUGAUCGCAUUCUCUUGGUCGGUGAUUAAGGACACUGUGACGCCCAUCAAUUUGUUUGGGUAUGGAUUGGCCUUCUUGGGAGUUGGAUACUACAAUCACUCCAAAUUGCAGGCUUUAAAGGCCAAAGAAGCGCAGAAGAAGGCAGCACAGACUGAUGAGGAAGCUGGGAGGCUUUUAGAGGAAACAGAUGCCAAGAGAAGUGAAUCCGAGAACUAAUAAUUUUUUUGGCAUAAUUUAUCUGAGAAUUGAUUUUAGUUAAAAUAGACUUGAAAAGGAGGAGAGUAUGAGCAAUAAGAGCAAAUGAGGAGGAGGAAGGGUUUGGAGCAAGAGGAAAUUGAUAGCCUGAUAGCAUUGUUUCCUCAUUGGGAUGGUUUUGAACUCACGAUGUUGUUUUAGAUUUAAGUUUAUUGUGCUUACUGGUUAUGGUUGCCCCAUUGUAUGUCAUUAGAUCUCGAGUCCAAGUUCGCUUUGUUUUUGCUUCAUAUGUAGUAACCUUUUUAAUCAAUGCUUAUUUCUUUCAUUCCUGGGUUUA